AGGUCCGGCAGUGCCGCACCGAGCCUCAAGCUAUAUCGAGCCGAGUCUCUUUCACCCAUUCUCUCUCUCUCUCUCUCUCUCUCUCUCUCUCCCCUCCCUCUGUGUUUGUCCCUCACUCCAUGUUUCUUUCUUUCUCCAUCUAUCUAUCUAUCUUCGAUUCGGUCAAGAUCGAAGGACGGAGCGGGCUCCUUAUUUUUUUUUCUUUCCAUCUUUCGAAUCCUCCGGUAGGCGCCCUCUUAUCUUCCUUCUUUCGCCGUUCGAUGAACGCGGAAGCGAGCGUUAAUUCUAUCGUCUCUUCCGAUCGUGAUCUUUGAGCAUCGAGCUUUUAGCACCGAUAACACCGGGAAAAGCUCUCGAAACCCUGGCCAGAAAAAGCGCGCUCGUCGAGCCACGCUCGACGCGGAAAAAGAAGAGGAAGUACGAUCAUGGGGAACGCAACCACAAAGAGACACUAUUCCAAGAGCAUCUCUCUAGCGAGCUCGUCCAAAAGACCACGUUGGGAUGGACCAGGAUUGCCAGCACCUCCGGGCAAGCCAAUUCUUAUACCAGGAACGGACGAUACGCAACCGGACGUCGUUGGAAUACGUUGGGAACGAUCGCCCAGUAACGGCGGAUCGGCCAUCGUAGGUUAUUUGGUUGAACAUCGGCGAAUGGGUUCGGCUCAUUGGGUGCGUAGUAAGCCCGGGCUCUGCACUUUUCCGGAACUAACGUUGAGCGGUCUUGAGCCAGGAUGGCGUUACCAGUUCAGGGUCAGAGCACAGAACGCGGUGGGUCUGUCGGCUCCUAGCGAACUGUCGGAUCCCUUGACGGUAACGUUGCAACGAGCCGCUGCAUCAGCCCCACUGUUCGACCUCGAACUCAGCGAUUUGAUCGCCUUGGAGAACGAACAGGCGGAAUUCGUAGUGAGAUUUACGGGAACUCCCUUGCCGAAGAUUUCUUGGUUCAAGGACGGCUUUGAAAUUUUUAGCAGUAGACGAACGAGGAUCUUAACGGAAAAUGGAAAAAGUGUAUUACUUAUUCAUCAGACAGCUCUUAACGACGAGGGUGAAAUCAAGUGUACCGCAACGAAUAGAGCUGGUCACGUUAGUACCAAGGCCAGACUGAUUCUCGAAGCGUUUCCAAAGAUACGACUACCGAGGCAGUACGAGGACGGUCUCCUUUUCGAACAGGACGAAACGAUCAGAUUGAAGGUAUCUUUAGCUGGAAGACCACCACCUACGGUCGCUUGGUUUCACGAUGGAGAACCUCUUUCUCAGGACACGCGGCAUCUGUUCGAAACUAUGGACGGAGAAUCGGUUUUAAAAAUACCAGACGCAAAGCGAUUCGACAGAGGAGAGUACACGGUAAAGGCUAGAAACAAACUUGGCGAGGAUUCAUCCUCUUUUCUCGUUACCGUCACAGAUCGACCAGCUGCACCUGGAAAGGUAAACGUCACGAUGACUUUGGGCAGAUCCGUCACGCUAUCUUGGAAGGAACCGGAGGACGAUGGUGGUUGUAAGAUCGGUACUUACAUCGUCGAAUAUUAUAGAAUCGGUUGGGAGGUAUGGUUGAAAGCAACCACGAGCCGUCAGACCGCAGCAACGCUGACCGAAUUGCUCGAAGGCUCGGAAUACAGAUUUCGGGUAAAAGCCGAGAAUCCAUAUGGGGUGAGCGAUCCGAGCGAAGAAAGCGACAUCAUCUUCAUUCCAGAUUUAAAUAAAGGGGCAACGUCGCCGCAAUUAACUGGAAAGUCUCAGAGCCAAAGGGAGAUCAAUCGGUCGCGUGGCGAUAAACGCGAGGUUAGUUUCAUCGAGCCAGCUCCGAGGAGCAGAAGCCUUACGAGAGAAGAAGCAGGGACAAACGGGCAAUCUCCUUUCGGAGGACGAUCCUCGUCGGCACAAAGAUUGUCGAUGGAAAGAUCAUCGAGAGUCGACAGUAGAGUCACCUUCGGUCCAGAUACCACGAUACACGUUGAAAGAACCGUACCGCCUGUACCACCGGCUAGGUCGAGAGAUCAUUCCAAAUACGAAAAUCGAUCGGAGAGUCGUACGAUACGACAGGAUAUUACCUCUGGGAAAAUUAACAACGAAUCGCAGGAAGGCUCGGAGAUUAAAAAAAGAGCAACGUCCCCGACAGUUUCAGUUACCGUUGAAACGAAGAAAAGACCAACGUCACCGACGUCCUACGACAACAUAGAGACGGCGAUCUCAGUAUCGCCUAGAAUCGAUUCGAUCGGUCGUCCUUCGUCACUGUCGAGAGAAAGAAGUUUGUCCCCUCUUUCGUUGUCUCUAACUCGAGAGAAUCUCGAGGAAAAGGGUAAUGGGUCACGCUCCCCGCUUCUCCGGCCUAUAUCAAUUUUGAAGAAGCAAAAUGGUUUGACCGAUGACGCCGAUGCGAUGCAAUUGACGGCAUCGCCUAGAGAGAACAACGACAUAUUGCACGAUAGUUCAGAAUUCAUGUUGGUCUUGUAUCCGAAGGAUGAAGCCGAGAAUAAGGAGGAUAAUAAAGGAUUGGGUUUGACAGGACGAGAUACAACGGAGGUGUUAGAAGACGAAAAGGAUUUGGUACCGCCGCCAAUGUCUCUGUCUCUUCCAGAAUUGUUCAGUAGAGAACACGAAGUGAUAGAGAUAAUGCGCGAGGCGGUAAGCUCUACGGAAAUGUUACACGAACGUGCCAUGGAACGUUUUUAUAAAGCCAUGGAAGCUGAGAAAGAGUCGGAAGGCGCGAAGAGAAAGGAAGAAUUGGAGAGAAAAACCGGAGAAUUGGCUUCCAUCGUGAGACAGGAUUUGGAAAUGGGAGGAGCUUGGAAAACCGUGAAAACGUCCUCGGCUCUUCGAAGAAAGCUGUCCAAUUCUGGUGAUGGAACAGUACAAAAUCUGAUCUCCUCUUGGCAAGCUAAGAAAACUCGCAGAAGAUUAAGCGAGGGUCAGGUCGAGGGGGUCUACAAACCUAUGAAGCUUCUUUCGCCGUUGCUCUUACCGGACGUCGAGGCUAGAUCCGAUCCUAAUCUACCUACUGUCGAAGAGACCAUAACUGCAAGACCUUGGAGGAGGAGCAGCGACGAGGAGGGAGCUGAACGUCUGCGCAGAUGGCACGAAACCAACGUGCCUUUGCUCGAGGAAACUUUGGUAGAGAAAUCGAUAGGCUUGGGAGUCGACUCGGGAGUUGAUUCCACCAAUCGGACGAUUUCUCCGUUUCAAGAGGUCGCGUCGGAUAAGCAAGAGGACGAGCGAGUGCAGGAAGAGGAGGAGCGGAUGGAGGAGGAGGAGGAGGAGGAGGAAAGUGUCGAGACGUCGGAAGAAUCGUCCGAAGAAAUGAGCAGCGCCGAUAGCGAAGAUUUGAAAAAUUUGAAGCAAAGAAUUUUGUCGAGACAAGUUAUGGAAGAGGAAGAUACGUAUCAUCCGAGAGGAAGACCAAUCCCGCACUUCGAUAGCUUCGACAAGCCACAUUUUACCGAAUACGGCUUUGAGGCUUCGAUCGCGAAUGAUUCGACGGUUCCAUCGAUUUGGAUUCAACCACCCUUGUCACCUACGAACGUUCAACCGAAGUCGAUCCUGAAGAAACCCAAGGAAGAUGGUACUUUAAGAACGAACGAAUUUGGCAAAGCCGUACCACCUGACAAACCGAUAAGAAAAGUACCACCCGUUAGACAAGAGGAAGCGUCGAAUCCGAGGGAGCUUAAUUUGGCUGAUACUAGUGAGUAUUACGAUACGAUGAAACCCGGCGUCAUGUCGGAAUCAGAUACCGAUAGCGUUUUAUCGGCCGGAGAAGCGGCUAAGAAUCGCAGAAUACAAGCUAAAAUGCGUUCGGCAACGCCCGAAGAGGAGACUUCGAACGAAGCCGACGUCGAAGCAAGAAUGGCAGUCGUCAGUCAUUACACCGAGAUCGUACGUGAACAUUCGUCGAGCCAUAGUACGAGGAUUCAGGAGGAGGGUACCUCGAGACGGGGCUCCUUCUCGGAGUAUCGAAGAAACGAAGGACCGAGUAAGAACAAAGUAUCCGAUAUUAUGACGAGCAAACAGAUUCGAGGGAACGAAGAAGCAUCGUCCGGUGGCGAAGCGAUCGGUAGAAGAAAGAAUAGCGUUGGAUCGCGUGGCACGACCCCUUCCAGAGACACGAGGUCACUGGUCAAAGAGAGAAGAGAGAGCAGAGCUUCUUCGAGAACAAGAUCGCCAAGUUCUAGAUCGAGGAACGUUUCCGUCGAAAGAGGCACUAAUUCGAGAUCGUCUUCGAAAAGCCGAGUACGCGAUCUGUCACGAGAAAGAAACGAUCGACCAGGAUCGAGGACAACGUCGGAGGAACGAGGAUUCGCUAAAGAGAGAUCCGUCGAUCGAAGCUCACGAAAUACAAAAGGUACCUCGAGAUCGAGCUCGCGAGACAGGCAAAGGGCAACUACACCGGCCGAACUUAAGAUCGAACGUUUGCAAAGGGCAUUGGAGAGCAAAAAAUACAGAGCUCAGAAUAGAACUCGAUCGGAUAUCGAUAAAUAUUAUCCGGACUCGUCUUCGACCGAUCGUGCCAAUGACAAACGUCUUGCGCUUCAAGCUCGAAAGACGGUGAAGUCGACGGUCAAUUAUAUAACCGACCUGACGCUUCUUAUGGCCGCCGUUUACGUUUAUCUCUUCAAGAAGGAGACUAUGGCGAUACCCUUUAUCGCCCUUCUUCUUUACAGGCGUAUCCAAGAAGGUAUUCGCGAGCGUAUAUCGGGACCACCACGAUGGGAGGAGGAAGAUCGAAUCCUGGCGGUGCAAGGUCGCGCCGGCGAGGAUAUCGUCGUUCAAAUGAAACUGAAAUCUACGGACGAUACGGACGAUUUGCAACUGGAAUUCAUUCGCGGCGAUCGACCGAUGCCACCGAAUCGGUAUAGACUGCAAAUGAGAGGCAAUAUCGUGCAAUUAACGUUGAAACAGUCGCAAAAGGACGACACUGGCCAAUAUGCUUUGGUAGCGACGAGAAUCGGACAACCCUUUGAGAAAGGAUCAACGCGGAGAAUUCAUCUGCGCGUUGACGAGCCCAGUUACGAGGAAGGCGAACCACCGAUUUUUCUUCGAAGAUUGACGGACCUCGCGGUCAAAGUUGGCACCAGAACGAGAUUCCUCGUAGAAAUUCGAAGCUCGACGAUUCCGAAGGUAACUUGGCACAGAAACGAUCUACCUAUUCAAGCUGGAUCGAGAUUUUCCUUUGUACACGAGGGUAACUUUUACUGCGUCGAUGUUGCACCGGUAAAAGUCGAAGAUCAAGGUAAUUGGACUUGCAUGGCGGAAAAUCAAAGUGGCAGAUCAUCGUGCACGUCGCAUCUCAGCGUCAUUGUGCCGAAAGCCUACAAGAGGCCAGAAUUCGUGGAAGAACUUCGAGCUCUGUUAACGGAAACGGGAACUGUAUCGCUCGAAUGCAAAGUCGUUGGCGUACCAACCCCGGUAUUGAGAUGGUUCAAAGACAACAAGGAGAUCAAGGCCGGCGAUGUUUUCGCUUUAACGGCAAACCCUGACGAUCCUACUUCUUUGGGAAUUUAUACCUGCGAGGCUGACAAUUGCAUGGGGACGGCAUAUUCCUCUUCAAAGGUACACGUCGUUGGUAAAGGUAGCCGAGAGGGUUCGUUAAAGCCAGCGGACACGUUAACGAGUACAGGUCCUCCGCCGGUAUUCAAACGAAUACUCCGGGACGAAUGUUGUAGAAUCGGCGAUUCCGUAACACUCUCGUGUCAAGUUCACGUACCGCCAUGGCCAAAAUCGAUAACGUGGUACAAUCAAGAAGGUCGCAUAGAACCAAACGAAAAGUAUCACGUGAUGGAGGACGGUCUGGGUGGUUAUUCGAUAGAAGUGAAAUUGAUCGAAGCCAUGGACGAGGGCGAAUGGAAGUGCGUCGCAACGAGCGUAGAAAAUGUUAAACAAUUUACGACGUGUCAUGUCGCUGUGAUCAUUCCAAAGAACUACAGGAAACCGCGUUUCAUGGAAAGCUUGAAGGCGGUUCUUACGGAGGAAGGAUUGGUGUCCUUCGAAUGCAAGGUCGUGGGUUUUCCAACUCCCUUGUUGAGGUGGUUCAAGGACGGACAGGAAUUAAAACCAGGAGACGUUUACCAAUUAACAGGGACCAACUCUUUAGGUUCUUAUUGCUGCAUCGCAAGGAAUUGCAUGGGCGAGGCAAAGAGUACCGCGGAGUUGACGAUCGAAGACAUUCAAAAUCAGCUGAAUGAGGAAGAACGUCUUCAACUUUUGACUUCCGAUAAGCCACCAAAGUUCGUCAGAGGUUUAAGGAGUUGCGAGGCAAAGAUCAACGAAGAAUUAUUUCGAUUUACGGUGCAGGUGAGCAUUUCGCCGGAACCAACUCUAUCGUGGUACAGAGACGACGUGGAGGUGAUCGAAGGUGACAAAUUCCGUACUAUUAAGGAGAAUCUUGGCACGUGUCAUCUCGAAGUUCGCCAACUUGAAAUUUCCGAUCAAGCCGAAUGGAAAUGCGUGGCUGCCAACGAUUAUGGGCACAGCGUUACUUCCUGUUAUCUGAAAUUAAUCAUUCCUAAGCAUUACAAAAAGCCAAAAUUCUUGGAAAGUUUGCGGGCAAUACUGUCCGAAGAGGGCGCCGUUAAUUUGGAGUGCAAAGUAAUCGGCGUGCCCCAACCGAUUCUAAAGUGGUACAAAGAUGGGAUGGAAUUGAAGCCAGGCGAUAUACAUAGAAUAAUUACGGGCCAGGAUGGGACCUGCUGUCUGGGAACUUACACGUGCGAAGCUAUCAAUUGCAUGGGUAAAGUCAGCAGUUCUGCCUCCCUUUUAGGUUUCGAAGACAAGAUCAGUGCUCGGAAGGAUACGAAGGAAGACGUGCAAUUGUCGGCGAACGGUCACGAACUGGCAAGAAAUUUGUCACUCUCGACGAUUCACGAAGAGAGGACGUCUCAAUUGUACGAUACCCCGCAAACCGAUCGUUCCGUCACUUUCGACGACAGAGGCGAAGUUUCUUUCAGUUUCGACGGUAAAGAGGUCUCGGUGAGCCUUUACGAAACUCCCGAUCUUACGGAGGAAGAAGCCCUGCAGAUCGUCGAGAUGUAUGCCGAUCAAUUGUCCGAGCACGUCACGGAGCACAACGUUAUCGAAUUGCCACCAAUGAGAUUCGUUAAGGAGAGCUCGACCUCCGGUAAUCUUUUAAUGGAGGCCGUAGUGAUCGACGUUUCACCGGAUUAUUUCGUCAGCGCCGAGGAUGGCGACGAUCUAAGGACGGAAGCGGAUUUCGAGGAUGUCUCGAUCAUGGACGAUCAGACUCGGGUCUUCUCUUCUCCGGACGAGGAAUCUUUGUCGUUGAAGAGAUCGGCCAGAUAUACCUGGGAAGGCGAAGAGAAGCCGCCAAUGAGACCGCCAAGAAAGAAAUCUACGAGCCGGUCCUCGUCUAAAAGCGAAGAGAAGAGCGAGGAGAGAAGUCAGAGAUACGAAUCGGAGAGUUUUCACAGCGCACGAAAAGACGACGAUCGACCGAUAUCACCGCUCUCCUCGGAAAGAUUGGACGACAGCGAUCACAGUACCACCUUCGCCGACGCCCUGUCGUCCGCGCGACUUUCUAUCUCCGAACAAAAUAAACAAAAUAAAUCAGCGAUUCGAGAAAAGGAGGAGAUCAUUGGCGGCGAUAAAACGCCUUUUAGCAGUGACGAUCUCGAGGCAAAGGAGAGGAGGCACUCGCUAAAGAGAAAAGUAAAGAAAGAAAAAAGUACGUCGGAAGAGUCCGCGUCAUCGAUCAUGGCCGAUCUCGACGGUGGCAAGGAGGGGGAGGGGGAGCAGAAGAAGAAGAGGAAGAAGAAGAAGAGGAAGGAGGAGGAGGAGGAGGAGGAGGAGAAGGUAUUGGAUAAAAAGGAUGAAGUUAGUCGGCGUAUCGAAUCGAUCGAUACACGACGAGUCGACGUCGAGGAUUCGUUUGGCAAGAUAAACGACACCGAAAAAGUCUCAACGAUAGAAUCCGACAAGUUGCCGUCGAAGAACAAUAAAGAACGUAUUUUAAAUAAAAUUAAAAGAUUGACAGAACCCGUCCUCGCGAUUCGCGAUUCUUUAGUCGACAUAGAUCGUUAUGAUAAAUUUUUAGAGGUCGAAAGCGAGGAACGAUCGAGAGACAUCGUUUCGGAGGGAAUCGUAAAGCCAAUUCAGACCCUUUGCGAGGAAGUAUCUUCGAUAGAAGCUAAAGCUUUGAAAAAUACGGAGGACAGGUCGUUGGAUCAAACGAUAAGGAUAUCUCUGUUGGAAGGUAUCGGUGGACCAACCGAAGAACUUCUUCGUGGAAUCGAAUUGAUAGAUCGUCAGCGAAGCUUCAAAGGCCAAAGACAGGACGUAAUAGCGAUUCUAGAGUCCUUGACCGAUCCGGUCGACGAGAUUCUAAUGGGUCUCACCAAAAUCGAGUACGAAUUGACUGGCAAAGCGAAAGGCGAAAAACCGGUGUCUUUUCUUCGAAUGUCCCGUGCCGUUUCACGACUAGACGAAAGUUUGAAGAGCCUUUCCAAGGAGGAAAGAGAACCGGUUAAAUUGCUAUCGUUUUUAGAUAAGCUCGUAAACACAUUGAACUUAUUCUUGCAGGAUGUUUCGAUAAAUCCAAUGACGGGUACGAUAGAGACGGUGGAUACGGUCCUCGUAGAGUCUCUGUCGAGAUCCAUCGAGGAGACUGUCGGAGCGAUUAAUCGGACGGAAUCGAGCAUCGAACGACGUCCAAACGACGGAGGAGUUUCUCGGCUAACCAAACGGCUAUUGCAGCCUACUCAGGAAUUAAAGGCCAAGCUGGAUACGUUGACUGUCGCGUUAGAAAGUUAUGAAAGUAAGGGUGACGUUAUUAUGGAACAUCGUGCCGAAUUAAUAAUCUCUUUAAGAGAGUCCGUGAACGAUGCACUCGCGGAAAUUCUCGAUCUUCAAGAAAAAAUAAGGAUAGAAGAGAAAACAGAGGAAUACGAUGCGUUAAGAUCGGACAAUAGCUAUCUCGAAGAAAGCGCGUACGUAUUUGGGGAUACGCGAUUGGCUCUUCGGGAAGCUCUUGAAAUUUACGAGACGAUAUCUGGCUCGUUGGAUCCUCGAUUCGCGGCCGUUUUCGAUGAAAUUAAGGGGACGUAUGAAAAGUUAUGUCUAAAGGGAAAGGAAGUAAAUGCCGUCGAAACGCUGCUCGGUAUGGAAGAACAAUUGAAUGUUCUACGAGAUGCCUUAACGGACGCGUCGACCAUCAAAGAUUCGGUCAACGUCUUGAAACUUUUAGCUCCGUCCGUAAGUCGAUUGACCGUCGCCGCGAGAUCGCUAUUAAGUCUCUCGUCCGUCGUGCAACCGAUCCUAUCGAUAUGCUCGAAUAUCGACGAUAUUGUUCAAGGACACGACGUAAGUCGAGAAAGCGAAAAGACGCGAUCGUCGUCGGCUCGAGGGGCGACAACGUUGUCGGAAAAACUUCUUGAUCCGUUGAUAGAGAUACAGACGACUCUGAGCGCAGCCAUUCAGGACUUGGAGGAUAUUAGAUCGGCCGUAAACGGUGGCACCGUUCAAGAACGCAUACUCAUGACGCAUGAUUUUUCGUCGAUCUUGACAGAUCUAAGACAAUGUAUAUCCGAUGCGGCACACGCGGCCAUGUCCUCGAACGAAAGCGAAAUGUUUCAUUGUCUGGCGGACGUCAAGGAGCCACUGUUGGAUCUUCGAGUUAUGCUAGCGUCGAAGGACGAAAGCGCUUUCGCGGGAAUGGGCAUGCUGAAGGAAAGAUUAUCGACGUCGAUUGUUAGAUUGCAAGACGCUAUUACGAUGAUUUUAAUUGAUCCUUCGUCAUCGAACGUCACCGUUAAAUCGAUAAAAACGAAAGCGAAAAAUAUCUUGGAGAUAUUGAAGGGAAUUCAAGUGGUAAUACCGAAGGUGCCCGAGGAAAUCGCAAUGGGUACUAUUUACGAUCGCCAAUUGGAAGAUCUCAAAGUUGACGAAAAAUUAGGUAGCAUUAAUUAUUCUCUGACGUCGGUUCUGGAGAACCAAAGGAAAAUCACGGUUUCGUCGUUAUUGGCCGACUCCAUCGAAGCAUUGCAGGAGAAUGUUGCGAGUUCUGCCGUAGCAAUCGCUACCAUGAAAACACCAAAGGACAACGAGAAGAUAGCGAAGGAGGUGACGAGAUUGGGAAAGCCUUUGUUGAUUUUGCAACGGGCAUUGUUGACCGAAGAUCACAAGGCCGAGGAAGAAGUGAUAUUGAACGAUUUGAUAAAUCCCAUCGGUAGAUUAAAAAAACUGAUGGAGGAUAUUGCAAAGGCUGCCAAGUCGUCGAUAGAAAUUAUUCCCUUGUUAGAGCUGUUGGAGGAAAUAGAAAAAGACGUAAUCUUAAUUGCCAAAGAAACUUCAAAGAGAAAGGGUAAAUCGACGAUAAGCCGCGAGGAAAAGGCAUCGUCGAGGUUACUGGCCGAUACCAUAGGUCGUUCGUUAGAUCCCAUAAGAGGUUGGCUGUCGUCUACGUCCUACGAGCAGGACAGUACAGAAGCGUCCGGUCUAAGCUCAUCGGUCGACGAACUUAAACGAGACGUUACGAGAAUCGCCAUAGAAACGUCUUACUCGGAGCCACCGAACGAUCGUAGCCUGAUCGAGGCGCUGGCCGAACUUCGGGAACCUUUGAUGCGAUUGAAAAAUGCGAUCGCAAUAUACCACGAACCUGAAGAUCUUUCAGCUCUGGAAACGUUGAGCCGACCAAUGAGAUACCUUUUGAAGACCGUAACGCGCGUUUUGGAGGAUCACGCGGCUGAGGAAUCGCUUCGUUUGAUUUUGGAUAUCGUCGAAGAGAUAGAGAAUCAGAUACCUAUUUCUAUCAAGGAAGCCCUUUAUAAAAGGGAACUACGGCAGGUUGUCCAGACGUUGGAAGAUAAUAACGAGGAGGAAACGUUGAACGUGACUCGAGAAACCGCCGAUGGUAUCGUCGAGACGGAAGAGACGGUUAAGACUAGGACCGAGCUCGAUGAAGAAAAAAGUGAUCGAAGUGCGACCUGGGAAGUACGACCGAAGGACGACAUAAUUACGAAGAACUUUAUAUCUUCGCUAUCUAAAAUGCUUGAAAACGUUCAAUUGGAAGUUACCGGUAUUAUCGAGGAUUUGGAGGAACCUACGACAGGAAUAAUGACGAUUCCGCAAACAAAAUUGAGCACUGCCCUUGAAGAAUUUUGCAAAAUGAUCUCGACGGUACGAAUGGCCUUGUCCAAUUACGAUGAACAAGUUCUUCCCAGUUGCGACGAGAUUGUUACAGGUGAACCACUUUCGAUGAUCAAUCAUUUAUUAAAACCUUUGAUUAUGAUCGAGGAAGCUCUUAAUACGUCUGAGGAAUUAGACGUCGCGGAGCUUUCGAUUUUGAAUCGUCUUAAACGGCCGUUAGAAGACACGGAGUUAUAUAUUCUGCAACCAAGUAUGGAAAUAAGCGGUAACGAUCGUUCGAGGGAAAAGUUCGAGCAACUUAUUCGUGUAUUGGAAGAAACGAAAGCUAGGAUACCCAUUGCUAUGAAAGAAGUAAGCUCGAGGAAAGAGAUUUUGGGAUAUCUCCGGGACAUAUCGAAACCUUUGGAAAGUAUUCAGGAACAAAUGAGAGGCCUCGAAGCGAUACCCGAGGAGACAUUGGAAAAAGACGUUGCGAAAAUUCUCGUAGAACCGAUAGAUUCGUUACUACGAGCCGUUAAUACGAGCUCCCACCAAACUCGAAUCCCCGAUCAACGUAAGGAGGUAAUAAAGGAGAUGAGGAAGAUGACCGGCCCGUUGGUAGAGUUUCUCAGUUGUCUCUCGGUAGUCAAAAGUAGCCGAAAAAGUUUAGUUCCGGUGGCAGCGUUGCUCGAUGAAAGGAAAAACGUCAUUUUGAAAGCCGUCGAGGAACUUCGGCUCGAGAUAUGCGAUAUUCUUGAAAAAAUAAAAACCAUCGAGGACGAUGCCUUUUUCGAGGUAUCGUUGAUAUCGUUGAACGAUGCCAUUAUGUCCGUUCGAAAUCAGGUGGAAAGGGCAGACUAUACGCCAAGACCGAGCAGCACGAGCAUACAUUUUCAAAAUUGUUUCAUCGGAUCGUUGAAUCGAUUGGGAGAUACGAUCGAUGCUCUGGAAACGGAAGGAACGGAAAAGUUGCCUGAGGGGAUUAUCGCGAAAUCAUUGGAGCCUCUUAAGAAACAAAUAUCUUUGUCCCGAUCUCAAUUUUCUCAAACUUCCGAUCAAUUCGUCGACGAAGAAGUCAUCGUCGAAGGAUUUUUAUAUCCGACGAAUCAGCUCCGAUCGGCGCUCGGUGCUCUGAAGGAGAGCAUAGAGAAUGGCGUAAUGCCGCCAUUUACAAGCGCCUCCUUAGGAUUGCUUGAAAAUUUGGCCGAUUCGAUCGCCGAUCUGGCACAUUCAUUGUCCUCUCAUCGAGCGGGCUUAAUUGGCGAGGGCGCGUCUGAAGGUUCCUCCAUCGUAGAGACUUUUUCCGCUGCCUUGGAGGUUUUAGAGAACGUUAAAACUUCCAUAAAGGGCAUUCGCGAUAUGACGGUUGAUAGAAAAGAGACGGACCCGAUAAUAGAAUCGACGAUGGACAAGGAAUACGAGGAAAAAAUUGUCGGAACGACGAUUGAACUUAAACUGGCGGACGAGAGUGUGCCAGAGGGGGAAAGAAUUCCAGCGAAGACGGAAGAUCGGCCUGAGAAAGACGAAGAGAAAAAGAGAAACGAAUCGCAGUCGGGAACGAUAUCUCGUAUGAGUUUGCCUGACGAAGGAAUCGAGCUAGAAGCAAAAUCUCAGCAAUUAGUUCAACCGGAGAAAGAAGAAGAGACAAGUGGGAUUAAUGUCGACAAAAGCGUUAUUAAAGAGAACGAUGAAUCGGGGGUAAAGUUGACGCUCGAAGAGCGGAUCGAUGAAACGUUUGAAAAAGAACGCGACGGAGCGAUUAGGGUAGAAGUAAAGGAUGAAAAUCGAUUGGCGGCAGGACCGAGGGAAGAAGAAAGUCAUGAAAUGAAAUUGGAAGGGAAAACUAAGGAGAUAGUCGAAGCAAAUGAUUCCGGUGAAAUUCGGACGAUUGAGAAAAUCCCGAGCGAAGAGAUCAAAGAAAUUUCUUCGGAAAUAUCCGAGAAAUCGGCCGAACAUCCGUCGAAGGACGAAGAAGAGUCCAAAUCGAAGAGUCCGAAACCGAAAACUGUCGUAAACGUCGUAGAAACUGUCGUUGUCGACGAGAUCGUUGAAAUAACUAAAGAGGAAGUAGAGAGUGUAAUGAAGGUCGUUGAAGAAACUUUACCGGCCGGCUUGGAUACGCCCCGACGAGAUACGUCGAACGGAGAAAUGCCGACGAAGGAAUCGAUUUCUCGAAAUUCGAGCGAAUCACGAUCUUUAGGGGAAAAUGCGUUAACCCGAAAGGACGUUAAACCGGACGAACAAACGAGUAACGUGAUAAACGCUGACGCCGAAACGGUGAAAGCUAUUGAAAGUAUAGAAAAGGAAUUCGCAGAAACGCCUGAGAGCGUACAAGUCGAUAGAAAUGCGGAAAUAAUCAAACGAAUAGUCACGACCAUGAGAACGCUAGAAACGCCUAUGAAAGAGUUAACCAAAUUUAUAAAUUCGGCGAAGAAGGAACCGCUGACCGUUAAGUCCGAGGAAGAAAAUAGAAAAAUACGAGAAUUAACGGCUUUGAUACAGAUACUGAAUGAUUUACGAGCGACGAGCGUUUCCAUACGUUGCUCGCCCGCAUUUUCCGCAUACUCCAACUCCGAAGAUCUAUUUUCAAAUAUAAUCAAUUCCGUGGAUACUAUGGAACGAGCUACGGCUAGUAUUCUUAUUUUGACGCAGGAACAUCUUGUACCCGAACUCAAAGAAAAAUCGCUCCUAGCCCUGAGAAAUCUCGCGAACCCUUUGGAGUCGAUAGAGAAAUCAUUUUCGGCAGUACUGCAAGUCGAAGGAAUAUCGAGAUUAACGACGGAGGAAAGGAAGGUAUUAUCAAUGGCAAUGGGGGAUCUCGUCGGGAUCAUUUCCAUUCUUAAAGAAACCGUUUGCUCUAUCGAUAACGAUGCGAAAUCGGUAACGAUCGCGAAACCGGCCGAAAUCGAAGGAGCUAACGGAACGGAACCAUCCAGAGCGGAAAUGCUCUUUGGCAAUAUACAAGCGAGUAGUCCGAAGGAGGAGGCUCAACGGAAUGAUGCCCCAACGAAGGAAGAGAUAAUACGCGAAACUGUAGAAACUCUGGAGAAAGUCAGAGAAGACGAAGAUGCUUGUACGCCAAUCGACGAGGUAGAAAAAUCGUCGACGCUUGCUACGACGGACGUGCAACGAUCGGUGAUCCUCGGUGAAGCCGAAGACGUAGGCAACGAAAGAACAAUGUUUCUAGAAGCUAAACAAGAUUUUCAGGAACAACGCGCAGCCGUUACCAUCGAGCAAAAAGAACCUCUCUCGAUCUCGAUCCAAAGUAUGUACGUUAAAUACAUCGAGAAUGUUAUCGAACCGAUUCAGGAAUUACGAGGAUCUCUUUCUCAAAUGAAGGAAGGACAAGUCGCGUUGGUCCAUCAUCCUUUGGAAGAGUUGGAAGAAUCGCUGCGACAGUUGAAGACAGGGCAUGAAAGGGCAGGAGAAGGGUCGUCGCAACGAGCAAACGUCACAUCGCUUUUCGAGGAAUUGGAAAAAUCAAUAGCCACGAUCGAACUAGGGAUAAAGUGCGCCUCGAUUCCUUUGGAGAUUGCGACGGUGGAGUUAUCUCUGAAAAAAUUACAAACUUCAACUGCGACGUUGCGACAGGUCUUCGAUAGGAACGUCGAAUCGCAAAAAAUAAUCGAAGAGGAUCGAAGUCAUGUUCCGUCGAAAGAUAAUAAGGAUGUAGAAUGUGCGAAGUACGUGCGGACGACGCCACCCGUUCAGGAGUUGCGAGAAGCAAUCAUGGAUUUAGCAAAGUCAGAGAUCGAAGAGACGGGUACUUUGGAGGAGACUGGAAUUGCAUUCGCAUUAACCAAAUGGAUCGAACCGUUGGAACAAUUGGAAAAUACAUUUUUCUCCAUUCUUGACGAACGAUUAGACGUUCCGUUUAAAGAAUCAUCGUCCGUAACGACGACAUUAGAAGACUUGAAAACGUUCGUACAUUGUACCCAAGAAUGCCUUGCGAUCGGUCAAAAGAAAUUGUCUUCGAUCGAGGAUACCAAAAGUCUCGCGUUAAUGCGAAAGGCUGUCGAAUCUCUGGAAGAUCUCGAAACGUCCAUAGAGAUAGUUCGUCGUUCGUCGAUUGACGUAAAAGAUGCCAACGAACGGCUUUCGUACAUCGAAAACGUUCCGAUCUCGGUUUUGCAAAAUUUGGCAAAGGCCGUAGAGGAAGUUAAGAGAGACUGUACCGUUAUAUUUCUCGAACCGAAAGUCUUAGCAGCGCUUGAUGCAGUAUCCGGUAAAACGACGCCGUUAAUGGAAAACGUAGCGAUGCUCGAGGAUGUUAUAACACCGGUUCGCCUUUUGCAAGAAUCUAUAGCAACGAUCGAACAAGGUAAAAUUUACGAAGCCGAAGAAUUAAAAGGCGCGGAAGAGACGAAGCCCGUAAGUCUGUUGAGUACACUCGUCGAUCCGUUGCAACGAUUGGAAAAGAUAUUCGUUGUUGCUACGCAGAGAGAACGAGCUAUCACAGAGGAAACUGUCGAUCUCCCGGAAAGCGAGGAAAGAGCGGAAAUAUUGUCCCUUUCACCGAUACUCGAAGAAAUGGACAAAAGUUUGGCGACUAUACAAGAGCAAGUAACGUUGGAAGGAGGAACAGAGAGCACGCCUAAGAGCGAUGAAAAUAUAUCGCAGUUGGUGCGAACGAUGGCCAAGCCGUUGGUCGAAUUAAGGGCCUCCAUAGCGGCCAUUCAGAAAGUUGAAGAGAUGGCGACCGAGCACAAUUUGCACGAACUAUCCGAUAUGGAAAACGUAAAUGCAUUGGAGACAUUUGCAAAGUCCUUGUACGAAUUGGCAGAAAGAAUCGCCGUAAUUGAUGAACAACGAGCGAUCUUCGAGACUGCGGCCGACGCAAUGUCCGAAGGUGCAUCUUCGUUGAAAACAUGGGCGGACGUAGCGGAAGACGAGUCUUCUCCUGUGAAGGUAACGCGAGCGAUGACGAUAGACCAAGGCACCGUCGAAAGUCCCACCGAGGCUGCUUCUCCCUUUUCCGAGGAAGAGGACGCUAUCCUGAGGACUCUUGCGAAGCCGCUCGAGGAAUUGCGAGAAUUCUUGGCAUUGAUCGUCGAAGAACGAAGGACGACCGAGACGACGUCGCCUAUGAUCCCAAAAGAGGAUCCUACCUUGAUGAAGUCCAUUGCGAGGCCAUUGUUAGAACUGAGAAACGUCGCCGCUAUGGUAAUCGAGGAAAAACUGGCUAUCGAAUCGGCGAGAGAGAAAGACGCAUUCGGCGAAGAUGGAGGUUCGGCGAUGUCGAUCGAUCCUCUCAUACAGCCUCUCGAAGAAGUUUGCAAUUCGAUCGCGAUCAUUCAGGAUCAAGUGCCCAUCGAAACCUUGCAGGAGGAACGUCCCUUUGAGAAUGAAUUAGCAUUGUUGAGUGUACUGGCCGAACCUUUGCUCGAUCUUCAAAGGUGCAUUAUGGUGCUGGAAGAACGAGUUAUAUCGCCGGACAUUGAGCCGUUGCCUCAAGAAUUGUCUAAACCCAACUGGACGACGAAGGAAUGCGUGGCGGUCGCGACGUUGCAAGAAAUGGAAAAGUCGAUAGGCGAAAUUUGUGAACGUGUCACCGCCAUUCAAGCGGACACGGUCAAAGUGAACGAACCGAGUAAAAUUACCACGCAGGACCGAAUUAUCAUUGAUAAAUUGAUAGAACCGGUCGAAGGUAUCAUAUCUAUGAUAUCGAACGUUCGAGAGGAAAUGAUGCCCCUUGAACGUCGAAUCGAAUAUCAAGCAUUGAAGACGCUCCUCGAGCCGCUCAAAGCCGUUUCCGUCAGCUUUUCUCUUCUACGAGACGAAGCCAACAUAAAUAUCGGCCAAGAGGAAGCAAACGUCGAAAUAAUCGUCGAGUCUCUUUCAAAUUUGGAGAGAUGCAUUUCUAUCGUGGAGGAGCAGGCGAUUGAUAAGCCACUUGUCGAUCCAUUAUAUGGCUCGGAAGUUGAUAAAACCGUUAUAAGUGCCUUGAGAUUGCCGUUAGUCGAAUUAAAACGGUCCAUUUUAAAGGUGGAGGAUAGCCCGACCGAGUAUCUUCGAAACUUGGAAAAACCAUUAAUAAAUCUUCGUGCAACCUUAGAAACGAUAUCAACGGAUCAAGAAAAUACAACGGCAGUUCAUCGGCAUACAUUACCAUCUGUAGAAAUGACAAAACUAUCGAUCAAGCUAAUAGACGCCAUUGUAGGUAUUAACGAGUCCGUUGAGAGCGUAGAACAUAAGAUACGAGAUCAAAUAGAACGAGCUAAUAUCGACAGAAGCACUGAAUGCGAAAAAUUAAAAGUGUUCAAUGAGACUCUUCAAGAUUUGAAAAAAUGUAUGGUGAAGAUACAAGAAGAAGGUACGCUCGAAAAGGGACCGAUAAUGGCGUCGCUAAGUAAAAUCCAUGAAUCCAUUGCUUUCGUUAGAAAGCAGCAUCGAUCAGAUCCACAAUUUACAGAUAUUUGCGAGCAUCAGACGAUCCUUCAACCGUUAUCUCAACAUUUCGAUAGGUUGAACGAUACCAUUGCGUCCAUAAAAGGAAAGAAGACGGAAGAUGUGGCGAGCGAACAUUUAGAGACACUAGAAAAGCCCCUCCGUAAUCUGCGCAAUAGUCUCAACGAUUUGCGCGAUAAAUUAUUAACCGGAGAAAUUCUUUGGAUGACUGAUCUUAGGAUAGAAUCGAGUCAACAAAAUGAUACGGACGAACAAAAAGACGAUAAAAUAAAAGAUACCCAAAGUGAGGAACAACCACGGGAAAAAGAGGAAACGGAAGAUAAUCUAAAAAAAGACGAAACUGAGAAAUGCGAACGUCAAAAGGAAGAACGUGAACAAAGGGAGGAAUUUGAGAAACAGAUGUGCGAGGAAGAAGAACGCGCGAACAAAGAAGAAACUGAGAAAGUGAAAGUCGCGGAAGAUGAGCGGAAAAGGAAAGAGGAGAAUGAAAAAUUGAAACUCGCGGAAGAGGAUGGUAAAAAGAGGGAAGAAGCUGAAAAACUGAAACUCCAAGAAGAGGAACGAUUAAAGAAAGAGGAAACUGAGAAACGGAUACUUGAGGAAGAAGAACGUAAAAAGAAGGAAGAUGAUGAGAAACUAAAACUCGAGGAGGAGGAACGAAAAAAGAAAGAGCAAGCUGACAAACUGAAACUCGAGGAAGAUGAACGAAAGAAGAAGGAGGAAGCUGAGAAGCAGAAACUCGAGGAUGAGGAACGUAAGAAGAAAGAGGAAGCUGAGAAACUGAAACUUGAAGAAGAAGAAGAGCGUAAGAAGAAGGAGGAAGCUGACAACCUGAAACUCGAGGAAGAUGAACGUAAGAAGAAGGAGGAGGCUGAGAAGCUGAAACUCAAAGAGGAGCAGGAACGAUUAAAGAAAGAGGAAGAUGAGAAACUGAAGCUCGAGGAGGAGGAACGUAAGAAGAAGGAGGAAGCUGACAAACUGAAACUCGAGGAAGAGGAACGUAAGAAGAAGGAGGAGGCUGAAAGAUUUAAACUCGAAGAAGAAGAGCGUAAAAAGAAAGAGGACGCUGAAAAACUGAAAUUCGAAGAAGAAGAGCGUAAGAAGAAGGAGGAAGCUGAGAAACUGAAGCUCGAAGAGGACAAGCGUAAAGAGAAGGAGAAGACUGAGAAAUUGAAACUCGAAGAAGAAGAGCGUCAGAAGAAGGAGGAAGCUGAGAAACUGAAGCUCGAGGAGGAGGAGCGCAAAAAGAAGGAGGACGCUGAAAAAAUGAAACUCGGAGAAGAAGAGCGUAAGAAGAAGGAGGAAGCUGAAAAAUUGAAACUCGAAGAAGAAGAGCGUAAGAAGAAGGAGGAAGCUGAGAAAUUGAAACUCGAGGAAGAUGAACGUAAGAAGAAAGAGGAAGCUGAUAAACUGAAGCUCGAGGAGGAGGAGGGCAAAAAGAAGGAGGAGGCUGAAAAAUUGAAACUCGGAGAAGAAGAGCGUAAGAAGAAGGAGGAAGCUGAAAAAUUGAAACUCGAAGAAGAAGAGCGUAAGAAGAAGGAGGAAGCUGAGAAAUUGAAACUCGAGGAAGAUGAACGUAAGAAGAAAGAGGAAGCUGAUAAACUGAAGCUCGAGGAGGAGGAGGACAAAAAGAAGGAGGAGGCUGAAAAAUUGAAACUCGAAGAAGAAGAGCGUAAGAAGAAGGAGGAAGCUGAGAAAUUGAAACUCGAGGAUGAGGAACGUAAGAAGAAGGAGGAAACUGAGAAACUGAAGCACGAGGAGGAGGAGCGCAAAAAGAAGGAGGUGGCUGAAAAAUUGAAACUCGAAGAAGAAGAGCGUAAGAAGGAGGAGGAAGCUGAAAAAUUGAAACUCGAGGAUGAGGAACGUAAGAAGAAGGAGGAAACUGAGAAACUGAAAUUCGAAGAAGAAGAGCGUAAGAAGAAGGAGGAAGCUGAGAAGCUGAAACACGAGGAUGUAGAACGUAAGAAGAAGGAGGAAGCUGAGAAAUUGAAACUCGAGGAUGAGGAACGUAAGAAGAAGGAGGAAGCUGAGAAACUGAAGCUCGAGGAGGAGGAGCGCAAAAAGAAGGAGGAGGCUGAAAAAUUGAAACUCGAAGAAGAAGAGCGUAAGAAGAAGGAGGAAGAUGAGAAACUGAAGCUCGAGGAGGAGGAACGUAAGAAGAAGGAGGAAGCUGAGAAACUGAAACUCGAAGAAGAAGAGCGUAAGAAGAAAGAGGAAGCUGAGAAACUGAAACUUGAAGAAGAAGAAGAGCGUAAGAAGAAGGAGGAAGCUGAGAAAUUGAAACUCGAGGAUGAGGAACGUAAGAAGAAGGAGGAAGAUGAGAAACUGAAGCUCGAGGAGGAGGAACGUAAGAAGAAGGAGGAAGCUGAGAAACUGAAACUCGAAGAAGAAGAGCGUAAGAAGAAAGAGGAGGCUGAAAAAUUGAAACUCGAAGAAGAAGAGCAUAAGAAGAAGGAGGAAGCUGAGAAAUUGAAGCUCGAGGAGGAGGAGCGCAAAAAGAAGGAGGAGGCUGAAAAAUUGAAACUCGAAGAAGAAGAGCGUAAGAAGAGGGAGGAAGCUGAAAAAUUGAAACUCGAGGAUGAGGAACGUAAGAAGAAAGAGGAAGCUGAGAAGUUGAAGCUCGAGGAGGAGGAGCGCAAAAAGAAGGAGGAGGCUGAAAAAUUGAAACUCGAAGAAGAAGAGCUUAAGAAGAAGGAGGAAGAUGAGAAACUGAAGCUCGAGGAGGAGGAACGUAAGAAGAAGGAGGAAGCUGAGAAACUGAAACUCGAAGAAGAAGAGCGUAAGAAGAAAGAGGAAGCUGAGAAACUGAAGCUCGAGGAGGAGGUGCGCAAAAAGAAGGAGGAGGCUGAAAAAUUGAAACUCGAAGAAGAAGAGCGUAAGAAGAAGGAGGAAGAUGAGAAACUGAAGCUCGAGGAGGAGGAAUGUAAGAAGAAGGAGGAAGCUGAGAAACUGAAACUCGAAGAAGAAGAGCUUAAGAAGAUAGAGGAAGGUGAGAAACUGAAACUUGAAGAAGAAGAAGAGCGUAAGAAGAAGGAGGAAGCUGAGAAACUGAAACUUGAAGAAGAGGAACGGAAAAAGAAAGAGGAAGCAGAGAAGCUGAAACUCGAGGGUGAGAAACGUAAGAAGAAGGAGGAGGAAGCUGAGAAAUUGAAACUCGAGGAGGAGGAGCGCAAAAAGAAGGAGGAGGCUGAAAAAUUGAAACUCGAAGAAGAAGAGCGUAAGAAGAGGGAGGAAGCUGAAAAAUUGAAACUCGAGGAUGAGGAACGUAAGAAGAAGGAGGAAGCUGAGAAGUUGAAGCUCGAGGAGGAGGAGCGCAAAAAGAAGGAAGAGGCUGAGCAACUGAAGCUCGAAGAAGAAGAGCGUAAGAAGAAGGAGGAAGCUGAGAAACUGAAACUCGAAGAAGAAGAGCGUAAGAAGAAGGAGGAAGCUGAGAAGCUGAAACACGAGGAUGUAGAACGUAAGAAGAAGGAGGAAGCUGAGAAAUUGAAACUCGAGGGUGAGGAACGUAAGAAGAAGGAGGAAACUGAGAAGCUGAAGCUCGAGGAGGAGGUGCGCAAAAAGAAGGAGGAGGCUGAAAAAUUGAAACUCGAAGAAGAAGAGCGUAAGAAGAAGGAGGAAGCUGAGAAAUUGAAGCUCGAGGAUGAGGAACGUAAGAAGAAGGAGGAAGCUGAGAAGCUGAAACACGAGGAUGAAGAACGUAAGAAGAAGGAGGAAGCUGAGAAACUGAAACUCGAAGAAGAAGAGCGUAAGAAGAAGGAGGAAGCUGAAAAAUUGAAACUCGAAGAAGAAGAGCGUAAGAAGAAGGAGGAAGCUGAGAAAUUGAAGCUCGAGGAUGAGGAACGUAAGAAGAAGGAGGAAGCAGAGAAGCUGAAACUCGAGGAUGAGGAACGUAAGAAGAAGGAGGAAGCUAAAAAACUGAAUAACGAGGAGGUAGAACGUAAAAAGAAGGAUGAUGAAAAUGAGUUGAAUCAUGGGGAGGAAGAGAGGAAGAAGGUGGAAAUGAAGCAGAUAGGAAGGCAAAUAGAGGGCGAAGGAAAGAUGAAGUCGAAGGACGAACGGAUGAGAUUGGAACGCGGAAUGAAUGAAGAGGAAGAAAAAAUAAUGGAAAGUGAAGAAGAUGAGAGAAGGCGGAAACGUAAGGAACGUAGAAGGGCCGAAGAGGAAGAGAUGUUACGAAUAGAAGGAGCUGAUAGAUUAAGAUCGGAAGAGGAGCGGAGGAAAAGGAAAGAAGAAGCGGAGCAAAGUAGAAAGGAUCGAGAAGAAAGAUUAAAGAUGCAAGAGAUGGAACGUUUGGAACGUAAAAGGGCCGAAGAACGACAGAGAAAGGAAGAUUUUGGACGUAUGAGAAAGGAAGAGGAAGAAAGAACGAUUAGAAGGGAACAGGAGAGGCAAGUUAGACGCGAGGAAAGCGCGAGAUUGCUCAAGGAGGAAGAGGAUCGAUUGAGACGGAGACACGAGGAGGAAUUAUCCGCUAUAAAUAAAAGACGACGAGAUAGGGCGAGGGAUGAGAAUUGGUCGAGACUAAGGGAGAACGAAUCCGAUAGAUUUUUGAAAAGUUUAGACGACGUAAGAAGUAGGAGUAGCAGAUUAUCGAGAAUCUCUCCCGAUCGAAGAAGCAGAUCUUAUCGCGUUGAUUCUGACUUACAAUUAGACUCGACUCUUUCGGACUCAUCCAGAUCGUACAGUUGGCGAGAAUCUCUUGCUUCCUCUGGUAGAAGAAGCAUCGACGAUUACAUGGACUACAAAUUACACGAGAGCUCGUUAAACAGAUCUCUGUACGACAUUGGGUCUUAUUAUGGAACAAGAAGACGAAGAGAAGAACGCAUCAACAGAGCAAGGUCGAUCAGCUUGUUAAAAUACGACGAGUAUUACAUGGGCGACACCGAUUCUACCGUUUCUUAUAGCUCAUCGAGUAAGCCUCCUAGAUGUGGUAGAAUAAAGAUUCCUUCUCACAUCGAGUAUGAUGAUCUCGAUACGAUUAGUUUUGAUAGUAUCAUGCGAGAUAAAGGAAAGAAACCGUCGUUCUGUACACGCCUUACGAACAGAACGGUGGGCGAAGGUAUGAGAACGAGAUUAACGUGCACCGUUUUGGGAAACCCCGAACCACGCGUUUACUGGAGAAAGGAUGGCCAAGAAUUAUCUCCUACGUCGAAUAAAUAUCAAACACGAUUCGACAAUGGCAUGGCUUAUUUUGAAUUGAAGGAAGCUCACGUUGAGGACUCCGGCGUAUAUACCUGUAUCGCAGAAAAUAUUCACGGAUCCACGUCGACCGAGUCAACUUUAAAAGUCUACAGAGACUUUGUGCAACCAUUAUCACCGCCGACAUUCACGAAAUCCAUCAAAGACACAUAUCGGCAUUCUAAUCACGAAUUGGUGUUAGAAUGUCGAGUCCGUGGAUAUCCAUGCCCUACGAUUUCCUGGUUGAAGGAUGGAAAAGUACUCGACGAUGGUAGAUAUAUUCGAAAGUAUUUAGACGAUGGUAUUCAUCGAUUGGAAAUAUCGAAUCCCGAUACUUCGGACAGUGGACGUUACGUUUGCAGAGCGACGAACGAAAUGCAAUCCACUGAAAUGUCGCAUAUUGUACACUUUGAAGGACGAGAUCAGAGAUCUGCUCGUAAACGUGGCCGGAUCACGGAGGACGACGUCGAAGCGUCGAGGAGGCCUCGCUUUUCAAAUUUUUUAAGCGAUCACAGUGUACCUACCGGUGGUACUAUUGCUCUUCAAGUCGAAGUCAAAGGAAUGCCGGCGCCGGAAGUUAGAUGGUUGCACGGAGAACGAAAAGAACCGAUUUCAAUAUCAAAAGCAAAGACCUUCGCAGAAUCUGGCGUACAUACUCUGAUUGUCCCUGAAGCGACGGAAUCCGAAAGAGGUACUUACAUCUGCAGAGCGGUGAACGCUUACGGAUACGUUGAUACAGCUGCUACGAUCGAAAUAAUAUCUCCUGGGGCGAUCGAUGGUGGAAAACCGGCAAUGUUCGUUUCUAGACCUUCGGAAAAAUCAAUUGCUGUGGCUAUCGGGGAAGACGUCAGUGUAUCUUUCAGGAUGACCGGUGUUCCGAAACCUCGAGUAACAUGGAUGAAAGGUAUAAAAGAUAUUACGGAUGGUCCGCGAUCGUACAAAGAAGGUAUCGAUGACUACGUUAGAUUGACUUUGAAAAGAGCGAUACCAUCCGACGAAGGUACUUAUUGCAUUUUGGUGAAGAAUCGAUAUGGAUGCGAUAGGAGUUUCUUCUCGAUCUGGAUUAAGCAAAGAGCGAGAUCUCUAACACCGUUACCCGGCGACUGGAGUCGCUCUGACGCAGGAAGCAUUCAAAACGAGGAUGAAUUGUCUUACGUUAAAGAUGUCCCUGGACCAAUCAGCAGCGAGCCAGUUGUCGUCGAUGGUGGAAGAAAUUGGUUGUCCUUGAGUUGGGGCAAGGCCGAGAGGAGAGGACCAGCUCCGGUCAUCGCCUAUAAGGUUGACGCAUGGUUGAUGGGUGGGGACGGUGGUGCUCGUUGGGUCGAGCUGGGCAUCACACCGAUAAACGCCAUAGAUGCGUUCAAUCUUCGUCCAGGCGGAGAAUAUAGAUUUCGCGUAACCCCGCGAAAUCGAUAUGGAUGGGGCGAAUCCGUGACGACGUCGAAUUCCUUCACGGUCAGCGAAGUCGUUGAUCUUCCAGAAUUCAUCAAAAUUCUUCCUGGCCAGUUGAAGGCUCUUGAGGGCUCGACCAUCAAAUUGGAAUGCGAGAUUCGCGGAGAACCAAAUGUAAAUAUCAAAUGGUAUCGUGAAACGGCCGAGAUUGAUCCUAACAACGAUUCGCGAUAUUCCAUCGGUAGGAGAGGUUUAAGGUCCUCUCUUACCAUAGAUACGAUAAAGGAAGAUGAUUCAGGCAGAUAUAUUUGCGAGGCAUCGAAUAAAGUUGGUAAAGUGUCAUCUUUCGCUAGAGUACUCGUCGUUACCGAUCCGAAGAUCAUCGAAGCGGAUGAAAAACUUAGAUCUAGAAUUUUGGGAGAUGAGCGAGAAGAAAGGCCACCGCAGUUCGCCAUGAGAUUACGAGAUAGACGGGUUCAGGUUACCUAUCCCGUACGCUUAACGUGCCAAAUUAUGGGUUAUCCUGCUCCCGAGAUAACUUGGUUUAAAAACGCCGUUGAAAUUAUUCAAGACGAACGUCACGUCUUUUGGGACGACGAUUCCAACUUUCAUACUCUAGAGAUAAUUCAUUCGACGCUCGAGGAUUCCGGAUGUUACAUGGUGACGGCAAAAAAUAUUCACGGUUCGGUGUCCUGUCGAUCCAUCCUCGUAGUCGAUAAAGGAAUUCGUGCUUACGUUGCCCCUGAAUUUCUUUAUGGCCUGGACGCAGUCUAUGCUGUAAGAUUAAAUGACGAAUUAAGAAUGUCAGCUCAGAUCGAGGCUUAUCCUAGCGUGGGUGUAGUAUGGCACCGCGAUGGAUUGCGUCUUCGACCUAGUAGAAGAACUAUCAUGACCUUGAGCCACGACGGUACAGUCGAAUUAUCUUUGGCCAAAGUUACGAGCAGGGACGCUGGUGUUUACAGUUGUACCGCCGUCAACGAAGUUGGCCGUGCUGAGACAUCAACGAGAGUCAACGUUAUCGUCGGAAGCGACGAAGCGAACGACAAGCAAAUUGAAUCUCUUAUCGAAGGAUUGCCAACGGUGACCAUUGCUACUCCCGAUGUGCCAUACUCGAAGGAGCCGCUAUUCGUUACGAAACCUUUAUCAACCGAGGCCCUCGAAGGAGAUACGGUCAUUAUACUUUGCGAGGUCGUUGGUGAUCCUAAACCGGAAGUUAUUUGGUUGCGCGAUUUUCUCAAGCCCGAUUAUUAUAGGGACGCGCCUCAUUUUCGAUUGGUGGAUAACGGUCCUCAAUACAGAUUGGAAAUACCUCACGCGAAGCUCGACUUUACCGGAACGUAUUCGGUGAUCGCUCGAAAUUGUCAUGGAGAAGCAAAAGCCAUAAUUUCUUUGCAAAUAUAUGCUAAAGGUCAAGGUAAGGAAACGACGAAGAUGAAGAAGUCGCCGAUUACGCACGGGAAGGUGCUCACCUUGCCUAUGGUAACGAGGGAACUCAGAGAUAUAAGAUGUUGCGACGGUGACGCUGUCACUUUGGAGUGUAAAUUUCUUGCCACGCCCGAACAACCCCCCAACGUUCGUUGGGAGAAGGGUGGAAAGAUAAUAACGAUGGGUAACGAUUUUACGAGUGAAUUCGAUGGCGAAGUAGCACGGCUAAGCAUCCAACACGUAUAUCCCGAGGACGAGGGAGAGUACACGUGUGUCGCUUACAACGAACUUGGGAAGGCAUUCACGUCGGCUUGUCUCGUAGUUGAUGUUCCCGAGGGCAAAGAAAACGUACUCAGCGAAAGAUUAACACGACCGGUCGGCCUACUAUCGGCAGGAUCAACGCCUCGAUCAACUCCACGAUCUACGCCUAUAAGAAGUUUAUCUCCUGCAGUUUCCCACGGCCGCGAACUCAGGUCUCCUCAAUUUCCGCCACGACGCGGUUCAACGAUAAAACGACCAAAGAUCAGUCCACCGAAAUUUUACUCCGUGCCGCACAAUCGAGUGGUCGAAGAAGGUGAAACCGUGCGUUUCCAAUGUGCCGUCGUCGGUCAUCCAACGCCCUGGCUGAAGUGGGACAAAAAUGGAAUCGUUGUCACGCCGACCACAAGAAUUUCCAUCGUAGAAAAGGACGACGUGAAGGUCCUAGAGAUCGGGGAGGUUACGCAAGAGGAUGCUGGCCUUUACAGAGUUACCUUGGAAAACGAUUUUGGUAGAAUCGAGGCUAGUGCUCGACUCGAAGUGAUAAAUCGGCAUGGAUCUUACGGGCGAACUAUAAGAACUAGAAGUGCCUCUCCGAGGAUUCAUCCUUCCUUUUCUCGAAGUCUUCUCGAUACGACUACGAGAAUGGACGGCCGUUUGCGCCUGCAAUGUGGCCUAAGAGGGAUCCCUAGUCCAACGCCAACCUGGUAUAGGAAUGGACGACCUUUGCCUCGUUCGAAUAGAAUAAAGAGACACUUUGACGGUAAAACCGCGAAAAUCGAAAUUACGAAAGUAAAAGCGAGCGACUCGGGCGAAUAUGCCUGCGUGGCAACGAACGUCCUUGGCUCGGCGAGGAACACUUGUCAGAUAACCGUACUCGAUCCACACGAUUCUUCAACUUUGGACAAAGAACCACCGACAUUCUUGCAAUCGCUUCCCAAAGAGUCCAUCGUUAUGGAAGGAAAUUCAUAUGAACUUCGUGCCAGACUUGCUGGUACUCCCCCGUUCUCGAUCAAUUGGUCGAAAGAUAAACGCGAGAUACCCGACGACGAUCGUCAUAAUUACGUUUCGCAUGGCGAUGGAGGAAUCGCCCUAAGACUCUGCGAUGUCCAUCCACGAGACGCCGGAGAUUACGCUUGCGUCGUUCGAAAUGAAUUCGGAGAAACGUCCUGUAGCGGUCUCCUUGCUGUCCAAGAUUAUAAGGCUAUAUAUCCUAAUCUCGCGCCACGAUUUAUCAAAACGCCGCUAACUCAAAUCAUCUCGAAGGGCGAGACCGCGUGUUUCUGUGCACGAGUACAGUGCGAAAAGCCAAUGGACUUUUUUUGGACCGUUAAUGGAAAAGACGUCAGGGAUAACGCUAGAUGCAAGAUCGAGGUAGACGAAAAUGUCAGCAUUUUGAAGAUACGCGACGUCUCCUCGCGAGACGCGGGUGAAAUUCGUUGUACAGCUUCUGUCCUUGGAAAUGGUCCAUCGAUCUGCUGUACGACGGAACUGCAAUUGAACCGAAUUUCGUGUACCUCCGAAGGCCGCACUUCGAAUUCGACGAAAGAACGAAAGAUAUCUUAUAACCGUGAAAAAUCACCGUCCCCAUCGUUCUUUAAUCGUACGCCCGAUUCCAAACUCUUUCAGACUCUUUCGAGCUCUUUUAGAAGAUCCAAGAAGGAACAGCAUUUAGUUUCGACAAAUGGCUCCUGUCAAAAGGAAGAAAAAUUCAAACGCACCAGAUCGUCCUCGCUUCCUUUAAGAACGAAAUCGUCGAGCCCCCAACGGCUCUCUCCAUUGCCGAAGAAGAAAAAUGCCGUUCCUCCGACGGAUCUGCAUAUCUCGAAGAUGAAGAAAGACAAAUCGAAUGAGACAGAUAUAAUACCAUUUAUGUGCACAGAACGAUCUCUAUUAACAUCAAGAACGGAUAACGAAUCUAAAGAGCCUGAUGACGAAUCGUCCAACAAAUUGGACAAAUUUGUAGCGGCUACGAUCGUUAAAGCCCCCAACGACGUAAAAGUCUUCAGAGGUAACAAGCUCGUUCUCAGGAUUACCUAUCGUGGCCAUCCCGAGCCAUUGGUCAAAUGGUUUCGCGCGGGUCGAGAGUUAAUGUCCGAGGAAAAAAUUGGAAUUACCUAUGGUGCUGGUGUCUCUCAUUUAACGUUGGACAAUAUAACGGCGGAUAAUGCUGGAAAGUACGAAGUGUCGGUGGAAAAUUUAUUAGCACGGGAUCGACAAUUUUUUAGUCUCGCCGUUGAAGGACCACCGGAUCCACCGACGGGUAUUCCAAGCGUAACGCGUUCGAAGAAUUCGGUAACGAUUGCUUGGAGAUCACCGGCUUACGACGGUGGUUGUACGAUAACCGGUUAUACGAUCGAGAUGAAUAGACGAGAAGAAAACUCUUGGACGGUCAUCGCUGAAUCCUGUCAUUCUCUUAGUCAUACGGUCCUCGCAUCGUCAAAGAAUUCUGAAAUCGUCCCUGGUGAAAGUUACCGUUUCAGGGUCAGGGGGGAAAAUAUUCAUGGGGUCGGUGAACCCAGUGUCCAAUCGGAACUCGUUAGGAUACCUCGGGAAGGAGAAACGAUUUUGCAGAACGAGGAAGAGGAAGAAUUUGUAGCGGCUUUCGAAGCUCGCACGGUUCAUGCGGAGGACUCGCAAUUAUUCGUCGAUAGAUACGACGUCUUCGAGGAGCUCGGUAAAGGCCGCUAUGGCGUCGUUAAAAGGGUCGUCGAAAAGUCGUCGAAUGAAAGUUUCGCCGCGAAAUUCGUUAGAACGAUCAAGAGCAAGGAUCGCGAACAAGUUCGCGAGGAAAUAAAUAUUAUGAAUAUGCUCAGACAUCCGAAGCUUCUACUUUUAGCAGCCGCUUUCGAAGGCCCCCGAGAAAUUAUAAUGAUCACUGAAUACAUUUCCGGUGGCGAGCUUUUCGAACGAGUUGUGGCAGAUGAUUUUACUCUGACCGAACGGGACAGCAUGCUUUUUAUGAGACAGAUUUGCGAGGGCGUCGAGUACAUGCAUCAAAACAAUGUCGUCCAUUUAGAUCUGAAGCCAGAAAACAUAAUGUGCCGAACGCGUACUUCCCAUAAAAUCAAGCUAAUCGAUUUUGGAUUAGCCCAAACCCUUAAACCGGACACACCGAUAAGAGUUUUGUUCGGUACGCCAGAAUUCAUACCACCUGAGAUCAUAAGUUACGAACCAAUUGGGACCGAGUCGGAUAUGUGGAGCGUCGGCGUUAUCUGUUAUGUACUAUUAACGGGACUAUCGCCUUUUAUGGGUGACAACGAUGCCGAGACGUUCGCGAAUAUAACGAGAGCCGAUUACGAUUUGGACGAUGAAGCUUUCGAUGCUAUUUCAAAUAAUGCUAAAGACUUUAUCACUGGUUUACUCGUUAAACGAAAAGAAUCGCGCAUGUCGUCAAGGCAAUGUCUGGAACAUCCGUGGAUGGCCCAACAUGCUGAAAGUAUGAGCAGAGUGGCAUUACCAACGGACAAGUUAAAGAAAUUUAUCGUACGUAGAAAGUGGCAGAAAACAGGAAAUGCCAUUCGUGCGCUAGGAAGAAUGGCGAUUCUUUCGGCGAACAGUAGAAAAAGUCCAACGAGGACGACGGAGACGUACGAUUCGACCAACAAUACGGAUAAGUGCGUUAUUAAUGAAGGAGAAAAAUUAUUCGAGUCUUCGGCGUGUACGGAAGAAAACGAUAAGAAUGAUACGAUGAUCGACCUAGAAGAUGAUAAUUCGAAUUGUUCGUCCGAACUCGAGGGAAGUUCGAGACGAAAAACUAGCCUGUACUCGUUUUGUUACAAAACAGAAGUAAAUAUUUCAUUGCAAGAAGAAUCGGACGGUAAAGUGUAUAAAGACGAGAACGAGGACGAGGAAAUAUCAUCUGCGAUCGAUAAUAUAUAUUUGGAAAGUACGAGAGAAAGCGAACUGGCGGUGGAGAAAGAGAAAGAAUAUCAUGAGAAUAUCGGGGAACAAGACUUGACGAAUGUAGAAAGGAAAUCAUCGGGAAUCGAUAUAGAUUCUGUAUCUAGUAGAUUUCAAAAUCAACGACGAGUGUUUCGAGGCGACUCACGUGAUUCCGGAAUCGCCGAUUGCAGUUCGAAUUUAGCUACUUCGUCAUUGCAAUUAGACGAGUUGGGAAUCGUUUCGAUCAUCGAAGAGGAAACGGACAACGAGACUAGUUCGAAAUCUUCGAGAGACGAUACAGGGAGUAUCGAAGCUACCUCGCAAAGUAAAAAUCUAAAAAUUAAAGCUUCGCGUGAGACUAAUCCCGUCCAAGAAGAUGCCAAUAAAAAUCAGGAUGCAAGGAUGAUCGUUGCUCGGAAUCGAGAAAAAUUCGUUCCUACGGGGAACGUCAGUCGUACAGCAAAGAUGUUUGAACAGGAGGCAGAAUCUGUAAAAUCAUCGGCACCCUCUCAAAUUCAUAUUGUACAUCGCGCCUAUCCGGCAACAACGAUGGCCACUGGUAAACCGCACAACGAGAGGAUACAAAGAGUUUUUGCCUUUUGGAAUAAAUAAGAAGACUUUUUUAGUUGUGUCCUUUUCUCUUUUUUUUUCUUUUUUUUUUUUAUCGAUGAGAUAUAUCAACUUUUUUCGACAGUUGACGGCACUGUAUUUAAUUUUUUCAUUUCAUCGUCUACUUACAUACACACACGCACGUACGCACAAACACACAAUUAUAAUCGAAUACAAGUGUUAUGCGAAUAAGAAUUUUCUUAAGAUAUUAGUCCAGUUUCUUCGAGAAGAGCGAAUAAUGGAAGAGCUAUCGUGUCUAUAAUAUUAGUGUAGAUACUUUUAGUGAGAAAUAAAAUUGAUUCAAUUUGUUGUUAUAAUCGGUGUGUGUGUGUGUAUGUGUAUAUGCACACACAUACACAUGCAGACAAACACACACACACACACACACACACACAUAUACAUAUAUCGCCUUCUUGUAUAAAGAGAAUUAGAGAUACCUAAAUAUAUUAUAAUUUUACAACGAUCCGACGAUAAAAUGAUAAAAUAUGAAAUAAAAAACAGUAAGACAGAAAUACAAUUACAACGCCUUAUGGGAAAGAAAAGACGUUAAUGAAAAGCAUAUGCACUUCAAAGUGUCCAGGGAGUAUCGACAUAUUCGUUCAAUGACGAUGUUGGAUCGCUAAAAAAAAAAAAGAAAAAAAAAAAAA
This is a messenger RNA of Vespa mandarinia (Asian giant hornet), 30868 nucleotides long. RefSeq lists its product as uncharacterized. Gene Ontology annotation, biological process: homophilic cell-cell adhesion; synapse organization; protein phosphorylation. Gene Ontology annotation, molecular function: ATP binding; protein binding; axon guidance receptor activity. Lineage: Eukaryota; Metazoa; Arthropoda; Insecta; Hymenoptera; Vespidae. The record is from RefSeq and is a predicted model, not a curated record. Gene Ontology annotation, cellular component: axon; neuronal cell body; plasma membrane.